Messenger RNA from Limulus polyphemus (Atlantic horseshoe crab), 1000 nucleotides. RefSeq names its product semaphorin-2A-like. The coding region runs from base 350 to 670 and encodes 106 amino acids. The transcript has 4 exons. The record is from RefSeq and is a predicted model, not a curated record. Lineage: Eukaryota; Metazoa; Arthropoda; Merostomata; Xiphosura; Limulidae.
GGCGUAUAUUGCGAAGCUGUCAUUGAUUAAUGACGUCAGACAAAGUUGAAUUGUGAUUGGUCAAAAUAGCAGAGGACGGGUUUGUGUUAGAGUACGGUAUACGCUGCGGCGGUUGCUUGAACUCAGAAAGCAGUUUUGUUUAGCGAAAAGAAGUUGCUAUCUUAUGUGAUCCUUUAAUCACGACAACUGAUACCAUGGUUUAUUUGAACUCUGGAAGUUAUUGCGCAUGCUCAUAGUAUAAAACGAACUAAAGACAAUGUUGCAAUGGUGAGCUUUACAGAAGUAACAAAAAAUGUUAGAAUAAAGCAGUCAUACUGAUAUAUUAAAGUGAUUUUGAUUCAAAAUCAUCAUGACCUCUAAACAAGUCUCAGCAAUGAUGAAAAUCAUCCUAAAAAACAUGCUGGACAAGAAGAUCAUAGCUGUUAUUGUAAUAUUUCUGCAGAUGGGAACCCCAGGUCAUUUUCUCCGACAUCCAGACUUUCACACCGCCGAUCACCGUCAUCAUAAAGAUUAUCCUCAUGUGUUCAACUGUGGAAAGUUCUAUUACCGCACAUUUUAUAUGGAUAAAGCCAGAGAUGUUCUGUUUGUUGGAGGCAUGGACAAAAUUUAUGCCUUGCCCUUGAGCAACAUCAACAUCACAGAUUGUGAGUGGCCGGAUGUGUUCCAGUGAUUAGCGCCUCCAAGGUUAUAGUCGUGAUAUAUCGCUGGAUACGAUCUGCAUUCUCAACUGUGGAGGCGUUAUAACCGUGACAGUCAAUCCUGCUAUUCGGUUAAGAAUAUCUGUGUAGACAGUGGGUGCUGCUUACUGGUCGCCUUUCCUUUGAUUACCAAUUUUAAAUUAGAGAUGGGUCUGUUUUCCUGGUAGUUUAGACCAUGAGUCGCAUGAGGUGCCAUUCAGGUUUGGUCCAAAUCUAUCGAAUUAUUGAUCAUAAUCUCCUUGUAUAUUGCCAUUAGGUCAAACAGUAUAUUUCCACUGCUUGUUAUACAACCGUGUAAGAAA